AUGUCGGCUGCUCCCACGACAAAGACCUUUGGCAAGGGGACUCGGACGGUGCCCGCCCCGUCUGAGAAGGCCCAGAAGUGGUACCCUGCUGAGGAUGAGGCCCAGCCCAAGAAGGUCCGCAAGGCCGUCCGCCCUUGGACUCCUCGCAAGUCCCUCCAGCCCGGUACCGUUCUGAUCCUGCUCGCUGGUCGGUUCCGCGGCAAGCGCGUUGUUCUCCUCAAGUGCCUCGACCAGGGUGUCCUCCUCGUUACUGGCCCCUUCAAGAUUAACGGUGUUCCUCUCCGCCGCGUGAACGCCAGAUAUGUGAUCGCCACAUCAGUCAAGGUCGACCUCACUGGUGUCGACCAGGCUAAGAUCGAUGAGGUUGCUCAGCCCAAGUACUUCACCGCCGAGAAGGCCAAGGAGAAGGCUAGCGAGGAGGCCUUCUUCAAGCAGGGGGAGAAGCCUCAGAAGAAGCCUGUUUCUAGCACUCGUGCUGCUGACCAGAAGGCCAUCGAUAAGGCCCUGAUCGCCAACAUCAAGAAGGUCGACAUGCUCGCCAGCUACCUUGCCUCUUCGUUUAGCCUGCGCAAGGGCGACAAGCCCCACCUGAUGAAGUUCUGA
Thermochaetoides thermophila DSM 1495 is the source of this 603-nucleotide messenger RNA. Its product is annotated as 60S ribosomal protein eL6. Gene Ontology annotation, cellular component: ribosome; cytosolic large ribosomal subunit. The coding region runs from base 1 to 603 and encodes 200 amino acids. The record is from RefSeq and is a predicted model, not a curated record. The transcript is spliced from 3 exons. Gene Ontology annotation, biological process: ribosomal large subunit assembly; cytoplasmic translation. Lineage: Eukaryota; Fungi; Ascomycota; Sordariomycetes; Sordariales; Chaetomiaceae. Gene Ontology annotation, molecular function: structural constituent of ribosome; RNA binding.